Aplysia californica (California sea hare) is the source of this 3849-nucleotide messenger RNA. RefSeq names its product centromere protein J. NCBI's taxonomy places the organism in Eukaryota, Metazoa, Mollusca, Gastropoda, Aplysiida, Aplysiidae. Gene Ontology annotation, molecular function: tubulin binding. Gene Ontology annotation, biological process: centriole elongation; cilium assembly. The record is from RefSeq and is a predicted model, not a curated record. Gene Ontology annotation, cellular component: centrosome; centriole; nucleus.
CAGCAACUUCAGCAGCAUCAUGAUCACCAUCAACAGCAGCAGCGACAGCAGCAUAAGCAGCAGGUGAUGAACCAUCAAGCGCAGAAUUUGGUGCCGCAGAAGCACAGGAUGGGAGGAGGAGGAGGAGGCGGAGCUCAGCUCAUUAUGAACAUGGAUGAUGUGCCAGACCCUCGCUACAUUCCUCGAGCAGUCACGUUCGAUGACAGAAACUUAGUGAGAAGUGCACAAUAUGAUGAUGAAGAGGGUGAUGAAGAAUGGGAUGAUGAGGAUGGCGAUGAUGUUGAUGAUGACGAUGUUGAUGAUGGGGACGACAAUGAAGAGGAUGCUGAUGAUGGUGAUGAUACAGCGAAAGAGAGUGUGGUGCAUGAUGAGCGCCCCAUCGGUGGCUCCGGAGGGAAGAAGUCCUUUGAGGAGCUCCUGGAGGAGCAGCUGAAGGAGGAAGAGGAGAAGUUGAGACUGGACAGCCAACAGACGAGCGGGGAGAGAAAGUUACCGUUCCUCCGGAAAGGCGAGGGAAUUGCUCGCUUUAACUCAGCGCCCAAGAAGCCCCCACCACGACCUCCUAAAAGGACGUUGGCAGGGUCGAAGAGUGCGGCAAAGCCGCCUUGGGUGUCGGGAGAUGCAGGAGGGUCUGGUGGAGGAGGAGGAGGAGACUCUGUAAAAUCUCAGGGGGUUGGUGGUCAAAACCGGACGGGAAAUGUGUCCAAGAAAGACUCGGUUGGGAACAGGCUGAAGGCGAUGUCGAAUGGGCGUCCCAUGGAGAGGAAAGGUGUCAGAAAUACUGAGCUGGACAGCCUGGCAGAGUUUGAGCUGAUGGAAGAAGCAAUGGACAACGUGAGUUUCUGCAGUAACUCCUCCCUGGUCCGGAAAUUGGUCAGCUCUGACUACCACAAGGAAGCAAUUGGUCGGCUGAAGACUAUCAAUGAAUCAAAAAAGGGAAUCACUGGUGAAAGUGCGGAGGAUUCUGCAAGAGGGCAAAAUUCACGCCCAGGGAAAAAUGAGAAGAAUAAUGAGGAGUUAACGGAACAUGAAAAAGCUGGAGCGACGAUUAAAACACAAAGUGCCUUCUUCAAAGCCAACAGUGACCACAACAACAUCAACAACAACAGCAACAUUAAUGAGAAUACCAGCAACAGCGGCAGCAACAAUAAGAAAACUUUGUCGUCUAAUGGUGGUGGGAGAAACAUCCAAGUUGCCGAGCCUGAUUCCGACGCAUCGUCAUCGGAUGCUACGUUGACAGAUUCAAGCGAUGAUAAUGAUGAUGAGUUCUAUGAUGAUAAAGUUGAGGAGAACAAGAAGGAGGGUUUCCACAGACAACAACACCAAGGAGGCAUACUGCAGCAGGGAGAUGGAUAUACUAGUCUUCAGAAUGGUUUGACAACAAUGAAAGAUAGUGCUGCUGCUCAUUUGUCGCCAGAACUUGAACAAAAUUUUGCGUCGUAUGCAGACAAAGUUGGAAGCAAUUCACAGCAGACGAAUUCUCCAUCGAAGGCACUGCCAAGGAAGGUGGCCCCCCUCGCUGGGAAAUUCUCCUCAGCCAAUGACACGUUGUCAAUGCUCAAAGCCCUUUCCCAGCAGGCAGGCUACCUCACUUCUGGAGGUGGUGGCGCAGGCGAUGGUGGGCAAAAGUUUGACAAAAGCAAGAACAACUCUGCCAGUCUAGUGGCUCAAGCUAUGUCAAAUGGGACAGCAGACAACAGAGACCCUCAAGUGCCCCCGAACUUUGCAAGUAGCGGUGCGCCCUUCGCGUUUUCAGCUCCCAAUGGCGCGAGUGUAGUUCCAGUUACAAGUUUCGGUUUUACGGGUUUGACCGAAACCUCGCAGGCUCUCCAGCCCUCGUCGUUGUACUCCACGAUGGUGCAGCCGACUUUCACAAGUGCCCCAAGCCACCACCUCGGACCGGAGUCUCAGCAGGCAGAGAAUCCCCUGAGGAGCUCGCUGAAUAAACUCUAUAGUAGUCAGAAAUAUAACUACAACAACGGCAAGAGCUCAGCUGUUGUUGUCGAUAAGCUAAGAAAUGCUGCUGGGGACAGCGACAACUAUGAAAGUGAAGAGGAAGGUAAUUCCAGUGAUGAUGAAAGUGAUGAGUAUAACUCGGAGGAGGAGGAAAAAUUGGAGAAGAAGAAGUGGUGUGGAGAGGACAAAGGAAAGAUAUCACAGAGACUGGUGGAAGAAACUGGCUCGCACUCAGAGGGAAAGAAGGUCUCCACGGGGACGGCUGAGCGCUCGGGAACUGUGCACGAAGGGGCGCCAGGCCGGUUAGGGUCAAGAUCGGUGGCUACUGCUACUGCAGCUGCGUUUGACGAUGAAGUGGAGUGGACAGAUGAGGAUGAGGAUGCUCAAACUUGUUUGAAAUCCUCGUCAGAGCCAGCCCCUGUUCCCAUGUCGGAGGGCACGAUGCUUUCAACCCCUCCGACAUCGCGACUGGUCACCCGGCUCUUCCCAAAGCUGAAGACAAAACCGAGUGCAGAAGCCGAGAAGGCAAGCGCAGCACUACAGCAGGCAUCGGCAGCCCCGCUGGCUCAAUCAGCGCAGCAACAGCAACAGCAGGCCGAUGGGAUCCAGUCUCGGGUGCUGAGAGACAAACUGAAGGAGCUGGAGGUGGAGAUAGAACGGUUUCGUUCGGAGAACGCUAAUCUGGACCGACUUCGCCGGGAACGCGAGGAGGGUCUGUCUAAGCUGAAGCAGGAGAUUGAGACGUUCCAGAAGGAGAAGGAGCAGGAGCUGAAGCGUUUAGAGGACUUCAAGCAGGAGGAGAUUAAGAAACUCAAGAGGGAGCGGAAACUCUUUGAAACUUACCAGAAGAAAGUUCGGUCUAUGCCAGACAAGAAAGAACGAGAAGAAAUUGAGAAUCUGCGUCAGCAGCUGGAAGAAGUUCAAGAGGAACUGAAGAGGAAAGAAAGUCGUUGGAAUUCGAGCACUGCUCGUCUCAAAAACCGCUUAGCGGAGGUGGAGCUGGAGAAUGGGGAGCUGAAGGAAGAGAUUCGAAUCCUGGAGCGGAAACGGUUAGAGUGGAUGACGGCUCAGAGCAAUGCCAAGGUCGCUGGGCAGCAGGUGAACGGCAAGGUCAGUUUGGAAGGCAGCACGGUCAAGUCUGGCGGUGGAAGUCGAGCAGCUCAGGCUGGCAGUUCUUUCCCACGGAGCAGCACCCCGACGCAUGAACAAGACGAGCCUGCGAUAAAGUCAGCACCCGCAGGAAGUAAUGUGAAAGCUCCCUCGGAAAAGGGAAAUCUUGGCUCCACAGCAGCACAGCGACCUUUGACCUCCGGCAGUUCAUCCGCUGGUUCAAAAAUCCCGGCACCGAUGUCUGGUCUCCGUAACGGUCAUCCGGUAGUGACAAAUAGGCCUCAGGGGGCGAUGUCCAGACCUCAAGGGGGCGGAGUCUCUGAGCAGACCGUCUUAACCAAUGGGAGGAACGGAGGAGGAGCAGGGGGUGUGGCUGCAGCUGUCACUCAGAGUGUCCUGGCCCCGCCCACUGCGCAUUCCGGUCUCUCUGGGGAUGGGAUGCAGACGGAGAACGGUCCCGUGCCGGUCAUGAUGGAAAACACCAUCCCGAAUGGCGUUCCUGCUGCCAGCAUGCCAGGUACCCGAUCCUCAGCCGUACUGGACCAAACAAGCAAGUCAGCAGCGGCCCUAGCCAUCGAGCGUGCCGUGGUGGAUAAAGGGGACAGCGCUGCCUACUCGGAGACACAGCACGGGGACGGAAAGCUGGAAAAGACAUACAGAAACGGAGCCAAAGAAAUUCGUUUUCCUAACGGCACCGUGAAGGAGAUUUCCGCUGACGGUCAAACAAUUGUGUGUAGGCUGGCAAACGGAGACAUCCGCCAGAUUUUCCCAGACCACCGUGUU